AUGCAAAAACUAACGCUUCUCCUACUUCUCGCCAUCAUCGGCUACACCACAUGCCAGUGGGGACCGGGCGGUUGGGGUGGUGGCCCAGGACGAUGGGGCGGAUGGGGCGGUAAUCGAUGGGGCGGAGGAGGUCCAGGCGGAUGGGGCGGUGAUCGAGGAGGCGGUUGGGGAGGAAACGGCGGUGGUGGUCGUGGUGGAGAUUGGAACGGUGGAGGACGUGGUGGAGAUUGGAACGGUGGCGGUGGAGGCCGUGGUGGCGGCUGGGGAGACAACGGAGGUGGCGGUGGCCGAGGAAAUGGAAACGGUGGCUGGGGAGGAAAUAACGGAGGAGGAAACUGGGGAGGAAAUGGAGGCGGAAAUGAUGGUGGAUGGGGAGGAAAUAAUGGAGGAGGCGGUGGAGGACGAGGAGGUGGCGGACGUGGACCACCAGGAGGAAAUGGAGGUGGUGAUUGGGGAGGCAACAACGGCGGAGGUGGACGUGGCGGAGGUGGUCGAGGAGGCGGUGGUGGCGGACGUGAAUCCACCGGCGAGCGAAUCGCUGAAAAUGUUCUCGGCGCGUUGUUAGGAUAA
This is a messenger RNA of Caenorhabditis remanei, 570 nucleotides long. RefSeq lists its product as uncharacterized. Lineage: Eukaryota; Metazoa; Nematoda; Chromadorea; Rhabditida; Rhabditidae. The record is from RefSeq and is a predicted model, not a curated record. The transcript has 4 exons. The coding region runs from base 1 to 570 and encodes 189 amino acids.